UAUGAAAAAGUAUCAAGUUUCCCAUUUGACGUGGCAGAGAGUUCUUAAUCCUGCGUGUAACCCCGCGGAAGAUAAGAGUAAUCCAGCGACGCGCUUUUUCAGAGCGUGUCUGAGUUCUCAUAAAUUAUUAGCAAAGGAAAUACCGAAAUAUUGGACUGCUAGAACCACCGUCGUGUUUCUCCUUUUCUUCGUAUUCGUCCUUCAAUCCUAUCAGAGGAAUCUAAUGGCAUCGCGAGACAAGAAACCAGUAAAACCAUCCAGCAGUCGUGCCGGCGGUAUCCGCACUCUCUCCGAUCUUAACAGGCACGCCGGCCCCGAUUCCGACAGCGACGAUGAUGCUCCUCAAGAGUACUACACCGGUGGCGAGAAGAGUGGUAUGCUUGUUCAAGAUCCUUCAAAAGGAAAUGAUGUGGAUGCAAUUUUCAAUCAAGCUAGGCAAUUGGGAGCCGUUGAAGGUCCUCUUGAUCACUUUCGUCCAUCUCCAAGCUCAAGAAGCUUUACUGGAACUGGUAGAUUACUCUCUGGGGAAACUGUACCGACUGUACCUCAGCAACCUGAGGCCAUGAUUCACAAUAUUGUGUUCUGGACCAAUGGUUUCACUGUAAAUGAUGGCCCUUUGAGGAGGUUGGAUGAUCCAGAAAAUGCAUCUUUCUUAGAGAGUAUCAGAAAGUCUGAAUGCCCGAAGGAGCUUGAGCCUGCAGAUAGAAGGUCCUCAGUUCACGUCAACUUGAUUAGAAGGGAUGAACAGUGUCCAGAACCAGAGAAGCAGCGCCUUGUUCCAUUUCAGGGUGUCGGGAGAACUCUAGGUAGCAGCAGUACUCCAGCAGCAACUGAUCCAACAGUUGAUUCAGCUCCUCUUAACACUGUUCCAACCCCAUCCAUCGGCCUGGUUGUGGAUGAAACAUUGCCAUCAACUUCCAUUCAGCUUAGGUUGGCAGAUGGGACCCGCAUGAUUGCUCACUUCAAUUACCACCACACUGUGAAUGACAUUCGAGCUUUCAUUAAUGCAUCUAGACCUGGAAGUGCUCAGAAUUAUCAGCUGCAGCUGAUGGGAUUUCCUCCCAAGGUUCUUACAGAUUCAACUCAAACAAUAGAGCAAGCAGGGCUUGCCAAUUCAGUCAUUAUUCAGAAAUUCUAGCCAAGCUGGAUAAAAGGCAGUGCACUCUCAUUAGUCAUUAACUGCUUAUUGUACCAAGCGAACCAAUUCUAUGGACAUAUCUCCAUUUCCUAUAUAUUAAAAGAGGGUUUUGGUGGCUGGUUGCGUGGUUA
Hevea brasiliensis (rubber tree) is the source of this 1269-nucleotide messenger RNA. RefSeq names its product plant UBX domain-containing protein 4. Gene Ontology annotation, molecular function: ubiquitin binding. The transcript is spliced from 4 exons. Gene Ontology annotation, biological process: membrane fusion; autophagosome assembly; nuclear membrane reassembly. Lineage: Eukaryota; Viridiplantae; Streptophyta; Magnoliopsida; Malpighiales; Euphorbiaceae. The coding region runs from base 2 to 1138 and encodes 378 amino acids. The record is from RefSeq and is a predicted model, not a curated record. Gene Ontology annotation, cellular component: nucleus; cytosol.